AUGCCCAUCAGAUUCCCUGACCACGCCCAUUGCCCCCCAAACCGCACCCCGACCGUCAGGCCACGCCCACCGGUCCACAGGCCACGCCCAUUGGCACCAGGCCAUGCACAUCAGAUCCCGAACUACGUCCAUUGGCCCCCAAACCGCACCCCGACCGUCAGGCCACGCCCAUUGGUGCCAGGUCCCGCCCAUCAGCUCCCUGACCACGUCCAUCGGUCCCCAAACCGCACCCCGACCGCCAGGCCACGCCCACUGGCCCUCAGACCACUCCCGUUUGUGCCGUGCCACGCCCAUCAGCUCCCGAACCACGCCCACUGGCCCCCAAUCCUCACCCCGACCGUCAGGCCCCUCCCACCGGUCCUCAGGCCACGCCCAUUGGCGUCAGGGGCACGCCCGUUGGCCCCCAAACCGCACCCCAGCCGUCAGGCCACGCCCACUGGCCCUCAGACCACUUCCAUUUGUGCCUUGCCAUGCCCAUCAGAUCCCAGACCACUCCCAUUGGCCCCCAAAGAGCACUCCAACCGCCAGGCCACGCCCACCGGUCCUCAGACCACGCCCAUCAGGUCCCUGACCGCACCCAUUGGCCUCCAAACUACACCCCGACAGUUAGGUCACGCCCACUGCCCCCCUCAGACCACGCCCAUUUGUGUCAUGCCACGCCCAUUGGCCCCAAACCAAACCCGACCGCUGGACCACGCCCACCGGUCCUCAGGCCACGCCCAUUGGCGCCAGGGCACGCCCAUCAUCCCCUGA
Messenger RNA from Tachyglossus aculeatus (Australian echidna), 753 nucleotides. Its product is annotated as proline-rich extensin-like protein EPR1. The transcript has a single exon. The record is from RefSeq and is a predicted model, not a curated record. Lineage: Eukaryota; Metazoa; Chordata; Mammalia; Monotremata; Tachyglossidae. The coding region runs from base 1 to 753 and encodes 250 amino acids.